AUGAUAUGCCAAAAAUUCACCUCACCGCUAGGAACGAGGGGACACCCCGAAACCGUGAAACUACUUCUUGAGAAAGGCGCGGAUGUUAACGCUCAAGGGGGCGAGUAUGGAAAUGCUAUCCAGGCCGCCGCAUUAAACGGGCAUACCGAAAUUUUGAAACUACUUCUUGAGAAAGGUGCGGACAUCAACGCUCAAGGGGGCGAGUAUAGAAAUGCUCUCCAGGCCGCCGCAUGGGAGGGGCACUCCGAAACCGUGAAACUACUUCUUGAAAAAGGCGCGAAUGUCAACGCUCAAGGAGGCGAGUAUGGAAAUGCUCUCCAGGCCGCCGCAUGGAGCGGGCACUCCGAAACCAUAAAACUACUUCUUGAGAAAGGCGCGGACGCCGCCGUACUGGGGGUUCUCCCAAAAAUCGUGAAAUUACUUCUUGAAAAAGGCGCGGACGUCAACGCUCAAGGUGGUAGGUAUGGAAACGCUCUCCAGGCCGCCGCAUUAAAGGGGCACACCGAAAUCGUGAAACUACUUCUUGAGAAAGGUGCGGACACCAACGCUCAAGGGGGCGAGUAUAGAAAUGCUAUCCAGGCCGCCGCACAGGAGGGGCACCCCGAAACCAUGAAAAUACUUCUUGAAAAAGGCGCGAAUGUCAACGCUCAAGGAGGCGAGUAUGGAAAUGCUCUCCAGGCCGCCGCAUGGAGCGGGCACCCCGAAACCAUGAAACUACUUCUUGAGAAAGGCGCGGACGUCAACACUCAAGGUGGUAGGUAUGGAAACGCUCUCCAGGCCGCCGCAUUAGAGGGGCGCACCGAAAUCAUGAAACUACUUCUUGAGAAAGGCGCGGAUGUCAACGCUCAAGGAGGCGAGUAUAGAAAUGCUCUCCAGGCCACCGCAUGGAGCGGGCACUCCGAAACCAUGAAACUACUUCUUGAGAAAGGCGCGGACGUCAACACUCAAGGUGGUAGGUAUAGAAACGCUCUCCAGGCCGCCGCAUUAGAGGGGCGCACCGAAAUCGUGAAACUACUUCUUGAGAAAGGCGUGGAUGUCAACGCUCAAGGAGGCGACGUGGACGUCCAAGCUCAAGGAGGCGAGUAUAGAAAUGCUAUCCAGGCCGCCGCACAGGAGGGGCACCCCGAAACCGUGAAAAUACUUCUUGAAAAAGGCGCGAAUGUCAACGCUCAAGGAGGCGAGUAUAGAAAUGCUCUCCAGGCCGCCGCAUGGAGCGGGCACCCCGAAACUGUGAAAAUACUUCUUAAGAAAGGCGCGGACGUCAACGUAUAA
Messenger RNA from Penicillium cinerascens, 1272 nucleotides. Its product is annotated as ankyrin repeat domain-containing protein. NCBI's taxonomy places the organism in Eukaryota, Fungi, Ascomycota, Eurotiomycetes, Eurotiales, Aspergillaceae. The record is from RefSeq and is a predicted model, not a curated record. Bases 1 to 1272 code for a protein of 423 amino acids. Gene Ontology annotation, molecular function: protein binding. The transcript is spliced from 4 exons.